Messenger RNA from Pangasianodon hypophthalmus (striped catfish), 5231 nucleotides. Its product is annotated as interleukin-31 receptor subunit alpha. The transcript is spliced from 14 exons. Gene Ontology annotation, cellular component: signaling receptor complex; external side of plasma membrane. Gene Ontology annotation, molecular function: cytokine binding; cytokine receptor activity. The record is from RefSeq and is a predicted model, not a curated record. The coding region runs from base 425 to 3292 and encodes 955 amino acids. Gene Ontology annotation, biological process: cytokine-mediated signaling pathway. NCBI's taxonomy places the organism in Eukaryota, Metazoa, Chordata, Actinopteri, Siluriformes, Pangasiidae.
AAGACGCAGUGCUCAUAAACUUAUGCACUCAGAUUAUUUCUAACAUAUUCUGUUCUGAGCAUGUUUUCUGAAAACCCCCUCUUCUUCAGGUAAUGUUUUGAUUAUGCAAAUGAGACAUAAGUAAUUAAUAUGCAAAUUAUGAGUAUAUGACGUAAGGGAUUUGUGACGAGUCUGUGAGCAGGCGUGAAAGUCUUCAGAGAAAGUAAUCUGCUGGAUGGGAAACAGAAGUGUGGGCAGACUGCCUGUGUUCUGAGUAUCAUGAGGAUUUCAGCUGCACUUGCCCCCCAAGCUGCGGUCUGUGACUGGGAAGAUUACACCGUUUAGGAGCAGUCUGUGUGACUCUUCAAGUUCAGACGUGACUCAUGCUUACUGGAGACAAAGUUCUGCAAAAGUGACAAGAAACAUCUUGGCACGACCAACUGCUAUGUGUGGGUUUAAGUGUGGAACCCAACAUUUUCUUUUGAUCUUUCUUUUGACCUGUAACACCACACAUCUUUGUUUUCAGCUUUUUUUUUCUGUUUGGCAGCACAGGAAGAAGAGAGACAGGAGAGAACACACACCCAGAGGUGGAAUGGAGAGAAAUAAGCACACCUGUGAUACACUUUUUUCUUGGAUAUGCAGGAUCUCCAUGCUUUUGUUUACAGUCUCCUCUCCAGAGCCCAGAAUUACAGGCUGUGAGCUCCUGGAGCAUGCAAACAUCACCUGUUAUUGGACUGCACACAGUUCACAGAACAUCAGUUACAUGAUGCGGGUUAAUACGUCCAAUUGUGUGAAUAAUAAAAUCUCUAUGGACUCCUGUAAUACCACGUACACCCAGUGCUCUGUGAAAAUUGGAUCGGUGUCUCAUUGCUUCUGUGUGGACGUGCUGGUGUUCACUUCCUCCAUAUCCACCAGAUUACCACCUUACUGCUUCAAUGGGAUUAAUGAAGUUAAGAUGUACACACCGCAAAUCACAGCGCUUUCCACACUGCCAGAAAAUGCCAGUUGUCUAAAGCUGGAGUGGAAAGAGCCACGAUCUGAAUAUGUGCAAUCCGAGAGGAACCAUCGUGUCCUACAGAUACAGUACCAGACUCCUCAACGGGCCCACUAUCCUGAAGUGAACGCUGUUCUUCAUGACUGGCAGAUGAACCUGUGUGGCUUAUAUCCAGGAACGAAGCACUUGGUCAGGGUUCGCGCUCAGGACUUGAGAGCGGCGAAUCACUGGAGUUCCUGGAGUGGCUUUGCAGAGGCCACCACAGCGGAGGCUGCCCCAGUGGCCGCCCCAGAGCUAUGGAGACACAUCCAGCCAGUAGACAGGAGCGGACAGAGGCUUAUCACCUUGCUCUGGAAGCCUCUCCAGUGGCCACACACUAAUGGUGUUAUCCUGCACUAUGCCGCAUCGUGCUGGAGUGAGCUGGACUCGUCCUACUGGGACUGCGGACAUCUGGAUUCUCACAGCACCCCUUGCGUCCUUUCUGUCUCUACUCAUGCCUACAACUGCAAGCUGACUGCGUCUAACUCAGCUGGGACAUCACCAUCCGCUCACAUAUACAUACCUGGAGACAAGGACGCAGAGCUCCGACCCCCUGAAAGCAUUACUGUGAAUGCUCUGGAUGACUUCCGGCUGAAGGUGGAAUGGACAGCGACAGUGAACCAAUCAGAGGCCAGCUUUGUGAUCGAGUGGUUUCCAAUACCAGACACCACAGUGGUUGGUUUGAACUGGAAAAUCUUGAAUGGUUCUGAAAAAAGCUUUAUCAUUGCAGAAGGAGUGCAUCCUGAGAUCCCAUACAACGUUUCUGUUCGGGUCCUUCAUAAUAACACAGCUGGAGCUGCAAGAUUUGCCAUUACGUUUUCCAGACAAGGAGUGCCCUCUGUUGGCCCAAAGCUGGAAGUUCUACAGACAACACGCAAUGAUGUGACACUGAAGUGGCAGCCUGUUCCUCUGGAGAAACUGCGUGGAUUCAUCCAAAACUACACUGUCUUUUAUAAAUACAAAGACAAAAUGAAGUCCCGAGUGCUAAGUGGCAACGCUGAGCAGUUUUCUCUAAAGGGACUGUCUCCGGGACAGUACGCUUUGUGUGUGAAGGCCCACACACUGGCAGGGGGCGCUGAGAGCCUGUGGGUCACUGUGACUGUAGAGAGUGUUCACAUACCAGUGAUGGCCAUAGUGCUGUGUACCGUAGGGAGUUUGUUGAUUUCAGUCUUUUUGCUCAGCCAGGCUGACAGGAUUCAGCAGUGUCUCUGUCCAGUCGUCCCUGACCCAUCUAAGAGCAGCCUGUCCACCUGGCCUCCUGUCUCGCCACAUCAGCAUAAGCUACCAAUCAUGGACUUCAAACCAUCUCCCCCUCUCUUUGAGCCUAUUUGUGUGGGAGGAGGAAUAACAGGCCAUUGUGGUCACCACCACCAUGAGGACAGCAAGCUCCAGGUUUUCGGCCUGCAUACAAGUAAACAAGUCUGUAAACAAGUCUUACGAGUGGCUGAGCAAACAUUCAGUGAACCAAAUGUUGAAGAACCCACUGAAGAGCUAACUAUGGACUUUAGCUAUCAGAAUGGUGUCAUGGAAACACCACAGGGCUGUCACAAUGUAUCUUCUAGUUUUCCAGAAGUUCCUGACCUUGGAAUAGCUACGGUGGAUUCAGAUUUCUGUAAAAGCAACAUUGUGCCAAGAUUAGAGUCCAGUUAUGAAAGAUUAGAGCCCUGUUCUGAAACCCAUGGAUUUUCUGACUAUCCACCACUCUCCAAGUCCUGUCUCAGAGGGGACACACUGGACCUGGAUGAUCUUUUCUAUAGAAGGAGCAUUGUGUCCAAAUUAAAGACCUAUUGCUACUCCCAUGUAUCUACCAGUUAUCUCCCAGUUGCUGAUUCCUAUAUUGACUUGAGAACAGUGGCAGAAAAUUCGAAUAAUCUUAUCCAUAAAAGUAACCAAGAGACUUUUUCAAGACUGGAGUCCAGUUGCUACGGCCAUGUUUCAGCUAGUUAUCUUCCUGUCCCUGAGCCUUCGCUGACUUAUGCUGAUUUUGUUACAGUGAACACAGCUGACUUUCUCCAUCAGAGUAGCCAUAUGCCAAAAAAUGGUUACAUUCACGUAUCUACAAGUUAUCUACCACUUCCCUUGACUCAUUCCGAAGCAGACUUCACUAAUAGUGUUCAUGAAAAUAAUUCUAUGCCUGGAUUAAAGUCUUGCAUCUACAACCAUAUACAGAUUAGCUAUCAAAAAUCUUGUCCUGAUUUCGAACUAGAGGAAGUAUAUAGGCCAUUGAGUCCUGAAGAAUGUCCACUUUCUUUACAGUUUUCCGUGAAGAAACAAUACUAAUGGAGUCACAGAGCUGCUCAAACCAUGAAUGUGAAAUACAACAUACAAACAUACAUGUGUCAUGGAUGACUAGGUGUUGCAUGUUUUUUUAGUGACACUCCAAGAAUGCAUGCUUUUAUUUUCUAUGAGCAACUGAUUAGUAUUGAACAAGGUGUAGCAGUUACCAUCCAGAAGGUUAUAGCAGGGGCCAUUUGUCACAAUGCUGAGUGGCAAAAACACAUAACGUAUUAUGCUACAGCCAGAAAUCUCACCUCAUUUUAUUUUUUUAACACACAGUCAAAGUUGAGAGUCCAGUCAAACCAGGGAGCAGGAUUUUUGGUGUUAUUUCAAGGUGCAUUUGGAUGCUCAUCAGAAGAUCGCACAAACUGGAUGGUGCUUUAGUAAAUACAGUUCUACGUUAGGAAGGUUGUCGGAAGAUAUUCGGAAGAUAUGGACAAAGGAAGGAAGGAUGUUUUUCUUUGCUAUAUAGAAACAGGUAGAAAUGUUUGUACUUAUUGCAAUUAUGCACAAACAAGGACUGAAACGCACCAGCUAUAGAUUUUUUUUUUUUCAUUUAUACCUUUGUCUACCUCAUUUUAUAACAUGCUCAAAUGUAAUUUUUUUAUAUGUAUAUCAGACAGCUGUUCAGAAACAACUGUACAUGCUGGCAAGUUUACUAAUUUUCACUGCCAGAAGAAUGUGAAACGUUACGUUAUAUGUGAUAUCUUGUAAACUCAUUCUCACACAUUUUUAAAAAAAAUUUACAUUUUUUUUAUUAAUGAAAGAAUGGUAUACUUUUUAUUCAUUUAUAGUAACAUUUAAUGUUGUGUCGACAAAAUAAGUUGCUUCAUGUUAUCAAUUAUAAAGUCGUUCCCUCAUCAGGAUUUCUCUCUCUCUCUCUCUCUCUCUCUCUCUCUCGCUUUCAUAAAAUGCAGCUUGUUAUAUAACUGAGAAACUGCAAAGCGCAAUGUCCCCUGUUCGAAAGACUUUCCUUGUGGCAGAAAACUAAAGCUGAAUAGCUGAAGUUCGAAGUGCUGACACUGACUAAAGUCUGAUCGUUAAACAUCUUACAGAAAGCUUCACCAGAGUAAUGAUUAUGUUUUUCAUUGUUAUCCUUUUAAAUUAAGUAAGUGUCUGCCUUACAAAUCCUGGUGAAGUAGCUGUUACUAUAAAAACAAUAAUGUAUUAGAACAAGGGCAUUAAUAUAAACCUGUGAUUUGCCUUGGAGAUGUCUCUACUGUCCAAGCUGCUGUUAUAGAAAAUUAAUCAACACAUUCUGACCAAUCAGAAUUGAGAGUGCCAUGAUUUAAUACUUUUUUGAUUGGUUGUCUGCAAUGUGAGUCAAAUAGCCUUCUGGACACAUUUAGUAGUGAGAAGUACAAGACUCUAUGAGACUACUCCAAGGUCGAUGUGUGUAAAAAUUAAUGUGUACAUACUGUACAGUGUCUCUUGUGCUAUUGUGUGUUGUGUGUUGCACAAAUGUACAUAUCAAAACCAACAAAAGUGCACUGCCUUUAUUUAUUUAUGAUGAUAAAAUUAUGAUCUCUGGAACUGGUCCUUUUUUUGAAGUAAAGAAUGUGGAAGUGUCUGCUCUGUGUUAGCUAUCUCGAAGCACUGGACUUGUUCACGCUUGUUGCUACAUGCCUGUGUAUGCAUUCAGGCCAUUUUGUUUUGUGUCUAUAUUUUUAUGACUUCUCUUUAGUGACAAAGAGCACAUCAUGAUGAUCACCGUGACAUCAUCACGUGAGGACGAGUUCAAUUGCUGAAUGAUGAACUUUCUCCUGAAGAGAACUUCACCAGGUGUGACUUGGUCCAAUGUGAAGGAAUUAUGUCUAUGACCUUGACAGUUAGAACUCUGAAGCCUGCUUAAAAAAAAAUAAAAAAUAAAAAAAACUCUGUAGUAACUGCUCUUCAGAAUGCACUUAAAAUACUAAAACCAGUAAUUUAUCUGUUGCACAAU